Molecule: messenger RNA, 336 nt
Organism: Chrysochloris asiatica (Cape golden mole)
Lineage: Eukaryota; Metazoa; Chordata; Mammalia; Afrosoricida; Chrysochloridae
Gene: SLIRP
Product: SRA stem-loop interacting RNA binding protein
Exons: 4
Coding region: 1-336 (111 amino acids)
Molecular function (GO): RNA binding
Source: RefSeq, a predicted model, not a curated record
AUGGCGGCUUCCGUAGUGAGAGGUGCUUCUGCUCUACGUACGAGCAUUCGCCGACCCAUUGCUUUUGUCAGGAAAAUUCCUUGGACUGCGGCCUCGACUGAGCUGAGAGAACACUUUGCACAGUUUGGUCACGUACGAAGGUGCACUUUGCCUUUUAACAAAGCGACUGGCUUUCACAGAGGUAUGGGUUGGAUUAUGUUUUCUUCAGAAGAAGAACUUCAGAAUGCACUACAACAAGAAAACCAUGUUAUUGAUGGAGUCAAGCUCCAGGUUCAAGCUCAAAGGCCAAGAAUUUUGCAAGGGGAUCAUGAAUCUGAUGAAGAGAAAGAGUUUUGA